Epithele typhae is the source of this 240-nucleotide messenger RNA. RefSeq lists its product as uncharacterized. The transcript has a single exon. The annotation marks the transcript as partial. Lineage: Eukaryota; Fungi; Basidiomycota; Agaricomycetes; Polyporales; Epitheliaceae. The record is from RefSeq and is a predicted model, not a curated record.
AUGUACAGGUCUCUCGUGCACAACGGGAGGCCAUUGGUGGAGCCGGGGGAGUUCUGGGAGGCGGUGGACGCCACCUACAACUCCGCGGAGAGUAGACAGGUCGACAUGACCUUCCUGGACGACAUGCCGCAGCAGGCGGCACGAGAUUGGCCGCCGUUCGCUCUGCAGGAGCUGCGCGACGCGAUAGCGAAGGUGUCGGGGCGCUCUGCACCCGGAGAAGACCACCUUCGAUGGCCGUAC